Plasmodium cynomolgi strain B is the source of this 1179-nucleotide messenger RNA. Its product is annotated as phosphatase 1 regulatory subunit. Lineage: Eukaryota; Apicomplexa; Aconoidasida; Haemosporida; Plasmodiidae. The coding region runs from base 1 to 1179 and encodes 392 amino acids. The record is from RefSeq and is a predicted model, not a curated record. The transcript is spliced from 5 exons. Gene Ontology annotation, molecular function: protein binding.
AUGGAGGAGGUCGAGGGAGCCAUGGCUGGGCCACAAAAGGUCAUGACCUACGAGGAGGUGAAGAAAAUAUGCAGAGAAAGCAACCUGUACGAAACGGACGAGUUGAACGAAGUUUUGUACCUGCACAUGAAGGGCUUCCACAACAUCGGCGGCUUGGCAUCCUUCUCCAACCUAAAGUGCCUCUUCCUCAACAACAACUGCAUAAAGGAGAUUAACAACCUGGGUAGUCUCUCCAACCUGAGAGCCCUGUACCUCCAAAACAAUGACAUCAGUUCCAUCGGAAACAUCGAUUGCACAUCUCUGGUGAUUCUCAACUUAGCCAACAACAAAAUUAAGAGACUUGGGAACCUGGGCCAUCUCAAGGGGCUCCAAACGUUGAAUGUAUCUCACAACCUUAUCGAAGCGAUCGAGGACAUCGCCGAAGUUGGUAAACUGCAGAACCUCUCCCACCUGGACCUCUCGGACAAUCACCUGAACUUCCACGAUGGGAUAGACGCGGACAGACUGAAGGAUUUUUUGCAGGACGUGGAGGGGGGGGGCUCUUCUUCUGGUGGAUUUCACCAUUUGGGCAAAGAGGACAAGCAGGCAACGCGACUGGACGAGGCUAUCACCCCCCUUGGUGGAGUUACCCCCCUUGAUGGAUCCACCCCCCUUGAUGGAUCCACCCCCCAUGAUGGAGUUACCCCCCUUGAUGGGUCCACCUCCCUUGAUGGAGUUACCCCCCUUGAUGGGUCCACCCCCCUUGAUGAAUUCCUGCACCUCCGUGAGGACUCCCCAGAGGACGGGUGCGAAAAGGAACCCCCCCAAUAUGUGAAGUACCACCAGAAGGUCGAGUCGAUGGACCAGCUGACACGAAAGAAAAUUAUUUUCCUGUGCCAACUGAUCAUUCUGUUAAGACAGCUGGGGAAGUUAAGAACUCUCCUCGUUAAGAACAACCCCUUCGUCAGCAAAAUCAGGCACGCCUCUAGGUACCUCGUUGCCAACAUCCCCAACCUGGUCUUCCUUGACGACAAGAAGAUAAAGAAGGAGGACGUGUGCCUGGCGAGGAUCUUCUUGAAAAAGGGACCCGCGCAAGAAAUGGAACUCAAAAAAAUAUUUGAGAGAAAAAAAAUAGACAAGUACAAAAAUUUAUCGGAAAAAUUUCAUGCGUUUCUGAUGGCUCAAAGUGGAGGAUCCUGA